Messenger RNA from Oreochromis aureus, 5342 nucleotides. RefSeq names its product sodium channel protein type 4 subunit alpha B-like. The transcript has 31 exons. Lineage: Eukaryota; Metazoa; Chordata; Actinopteri; Cichliformes; Cichlidae. The record is from RefSeq and is a predicted model, not a curated record. Gene Ontology annotation, molecular function: voltage-gated sodium channel activity. The coding region runs from base 49 to 4959 and encodes 1636 amino acids. Gene Ontology annotation, cellular component: voltage-gated sodium channel complex; axon; plasma membrane. Gene Ontology annotation, biological process: membrane depolarization during action potential; neuronal action potential; sodium ion transmembrane transport.
GACAGACAGAGCUGUAUCAGAGAGAGGUGGGACGUUGAAGACUGAAAAAUGUCUUUUUUUGAUUUCUGGAGCAGAACGAAGGAGAGAGGCGCGCUGCUGAGGAGAGCCAAUCAGCUGAGGCUGAAUCCUUCACAGCUAAACCUGUUGCUAGGCAACAGCGAGGUUCGGCCACUUCUCCAGGAUGAGAGGAUGGUGUCUCUGCUGCCACCUGUAGGUAUGGAGGUUUUCAGAUGCUUCACGGCAGUCUCAAAGGAGGUGGUCCAACAACGACACGAAGCUGAGGUAAAGGAGCGAAAGGCGUGGAAGCACCAAAAGGCAAGUGAGAAAAACCUGCCCAAACCUGCUGCUCACCUGGAGACUGGAAAGUCCCUCCCUUUCAUCUAUGGUGUCCCGCCCCCUCAGCUUCUCAACACCCCAUUGGAGGAUCUGGAUCCCUUCUACCAAUCACAGAAGACCUUCGUGGUUCUCAGUAAAGGAAACAUCAUUAACAGGUUUAGUGCUGACUCGUCUUGUUACCUGCUGAGUCCAUUCAACCCGUUGAGGACCCUCGCCAUCAAGACCCUUCUUCAUCCUUUCUUCAGUACAUUCAUCCUACUGGCGAUCCUGAGUUUCGGAGUUCUGCGGUUCAACUUUCCUGUAGUGAAGUACGUGUACAUGGCCCUCUUCAUGUUUGAGGCUCUGGUGAAAGUCGUGGCGAGAGGCUUCUGUGUGGGACGCUUCACCUUCCUCAGAGAUCCCUGGAACUGGCUGGACAUCAUCAUCAUCAGCACCCUAUUGGUGUCACAGUUCAUAGAUUUGGGGAAGUUUGCUGUGCUGAUGACGAUUUCUCUGCUGCUGAAGAUCUUCACAUGCAGCCAAGGUCUGAAGAAGACGGUCGAAGCUCUUGUCCAAUCGGUGAAGAGGCUUGAUUGUGUCAUCAUCCUGACGGUGUUCUGCCUGAGCAUCUUGGCUAUCAUUGGUUUACAGUUCUUCAUGGGAAUCCUGAAAAACAAAUGUGUCAUCUGGUCGAUGAACACAAACACGACAGAAUUCGAUUUCCACAACCACACCACCUCUCCAGAAAACUAUUACUACAUUCCUGGACAUCCUGAUCCUCUGGUGUGUGGAAACCAGUCAGACACUGAGCGCUGUCCAGACGGUUUCAACUGUGUGAAAGCGGGAAGUAACCCAAACUUCGGAUACACCAGCUACGACUCGUUUUUCUGGUCUCUGAUGUCACUUUUCAGACUCAUGAUGCAUGACUUCUGGGAAGGCCUGAUGCAGUUGACGUUGCGAGCUGCAGGAAAAUCCUAUCUGAUCGUCUUUCUGCUCGUCUUCUUCCCGGGUUGUUUCUUCCUGCUCAGUCUCAUUUUGGCGGUGGUUGUCAUGACACGAGCGGAGCAAGAAGAGGCUCAAGGUGCCGAGGCCAUACAAAGAGAAGAGGAGUUCGGACGAAUUGUGGAGGUGCUGAAGAGGAGAGAGGAGGAGCAGGCUUCCAGCAGGGCAGAGACUCCAGAGCAACAGGACUCACUGCAGAAGAAGAAAUCAGCUGCUGGUAUACGAGCUACCAAGCAAGAACACGUUAAAGAGGCAGAGGAGCACCACCGGCCUUUGUGCUGCACCUGCACUGACGCCUUCCUGAAGGGGGACUGUUGUGGCUGCUGGCGAUGGCUCAAACAGCAGUCUCACACCUUUAUCAUGAACCCUUUCUUUGACCUGGUCAUCAUCAUCUGCAUCAUUGUUAGCACCAUCUUCACAGCCAUGGAACAUUACCCUAUGAUGGAGGAGUUCUCAGAGACCCUGGUCAUCGCUCAUCUGGUCUUCCAUGGGAUCUUUGCUGCUGAGAUGAUCAUCAAACUUGUUGCAAUGGGCCUGCAUGGAUACUUCCAGGUGCGCUGGCAUAUCUUCGACUUUAUCCUCGUCAUCAUUUCUCUGGUGCAGCUGGGACUGGCUGACGUUGAGGGUCUAUCUUUGCUGCACAUUUUUCUUCCGUUCCGAGUGUUUAGGUUGGCCCGUUGGUGGCCGAUGCUCCACAUGUUUUUGAAGAUUGUCUGGGCCUCAGUGGGGAACCUGACUCUGGUUCUCUUCAUCACGGUCUUCAUGUUCUCUGUGGCGGGCAUGCAGCUGUUCCAGUCAGACUACAAAGCUAACGUCUGUCGCCCUUCUUAUGACUGCCAGCUUCCUCGUUGGCACAUGGAAGACUUUUUCCACUCCUUCAUCCUUGUCUUCAGGGUCUUUUGUGGACAGUGUUUAGAGUCUUUAUGGGACUGCAUGAAGGUCUCGAAUGAUGGCGUGUGUGUGACCUUCUUCAUGAUUGUCCUGAUCGUUGGAAAGCUGCUGAUCCUACAUCUGUUCCUGAAUUUAUUGUUCAUCAAUGAUCAGCUGGUGGAUUCAGAAGACAAAACAACAAACACCCUGCAGAGUACCAUGAAACAGACCAGAACAUGGAUCCCCAAGAGUAUCUGGACUUUGUGGGGGAAGAACUACGCUGACCAAGACCACAAAGGUGACACUAAGAAAGACAACAAGGAGGAGUAUCUGGCCUUAAGCUCUGUGAGCUCAGACCAGCUGACCCUCGAUGAUAACCAUACAAACAUGGCCACCUGGGAGGCCCCCGUCGCUAUGGCUGAGAUCGAGUUUAGGACGCCUGAAAAUGCACAAGAAAAGGAGACUGAGCAUUGUGACGUCAUACAGAAACUUAAAGAUGAAACUCAUCUAGAACCUGAGGACUGCUGCUGCAACAGGUGUUACAUCUGCUGUCCAUUCCUGGAAAUAGACACAUCCCAGGGUACCGGCAGGGUCUGGUCUAACUUCAGGAGAGCCUGCCUCUGCAUCGUGCAACACAAAUUCUUUGAGGGCUUCAUCGUCUUCAUCAUCCUGCUGAGCUGUGCAGCUCUGGUUUUUGAGGACAUCUACCUGGAGCAUCGUCCAGUCUUGCAGAGAGUUUUGAAGAUGGCAGACCUGGUGUUCACCUUCGUGUUUCUGGUGGAGAUGCUACUGAAGUGGGUCGCUUUUGGAUUCAAGAAAUACUUCACAAGCUUCUGGUGCUGGCUCGACUUCCUCAUCCUAAAUGUGACUCUGUUCUCCCUGAUGGGCAACAUGCUUGGAUACACCAGCCGGUCUCUGAGAGCUCUGAGGACUCUGAGGGUCCCGUCUCGCUUCAAGGGCAUGAGGGUGGUGCUGAAGGUGCUUGCCGUGAUGCUGCCCUCCAUGUUCAGCGUGCUGCUGGUGAUUCUGGUCAUCUGGCUUUUCUUCAGCAUGAUAGGAGUGAAUCUGUUUGCAGGAAAGUUUUCUUACUGUUACAACGAUACGUCAGAGGAGCUUUUCUCCUUUUACGUGGUGAAAAACAAGAGUGAAUGCUUUUCACUGAUGGAUCUGAAUUUCUCUGAGGUCAACUGGAAGACGUGGACAUUUAAUUUUGACAAUGUGGGGAUGAGUUUCCUGUCACUGUUGAUCAUGGGGACAUCUUCCGGCUGGAUGGACAUCAUGUAUGCAGCUGUGGACUCCAGACAAGUGGAAGACCAGCCACGCUAUGAGAUCAAUAUGUACAUGUACCUGUACUUCAUCUGUUUCAUUAUCAUCGGCUGCUUCUUUACAUUGAACCUCUUCAUUAGAGUCAUCAUUGAUACGAUCCACCAGCAGAGACACAAGUUCGGAGGGAAACAUGUUUUCCUGACGGACCAGCAGCAGAAAUAUUUGAGGACCAUAAAGAAACGAUUCUCUGAAAAACUCAACAACACCGUUCCACGACCUCAGAAUUGCUGUCUGGCUUGGCUGUUUCACCUAGUCACCGGUCUGUACUUUGAGAUCUUCAUGGUGGUGGUGAUCUUCUUCAACAUGGUGGUUCUGAUGGUGGAGACUGAUGAUCAGAGUGUGGAGAAGUCACAUGUCCUGUACUGGAUCUAUCUCAUCCUUGUGGCCAUCUUCCUUGUUGAGUUUAUCCUGAAGAUCAUUGCACUCAGACAGCAUUACUUCAGAAAUGGCUUGCACAUUGUGGACUUUGUGGUUCUCAUUUUGUCCAUUAUAGGUCUCUUCUUAGCUGAUAUCUUGGAAAAAUAUUUCUGCAGUCCCUCUCUCUUUUCUGUUAUGCGAUUGGGUCGUUUGUUUGCCUUAUGUGGAGCAUUCCAUCACAUUCGGUUUGCCAGAAGGAUCUGGAUGCUGAUUAUGGGCUUUGUGAUGUCACUUCCUGCCCUUUUCAACAUCGGCCUGCUCUUCUUCCUCAUUGUGUACACAUUCUCCAUCAUCGGGAUGUUUAACUUUGCCUACGUGAAGAAUGAGAUGAUGAUCGAUGACAUGUUUAACUUCAAGACAUUUGGAAACAGCAUCAUCAGCAUGACUAUGAUCACCACGUCCUCGGGGUGGGCCGGCCUAUUGAGUCCCAUAAUGAGCAUAUCUCCAGACUGCGACCUGCGAUUACCUGACCCUGGUAAUUGCGCCAACCCGACGGUCGGGAUUGUUUUCUUCAGCUCCUACAUCCUCCUCUUCUGCCUGCUGGUGAUUCAACUGUUCAUCGUUGUCAUCCUGGAGCUCUUCAACACAGCGAGCCCCGAGGACACUGAGAUGCUGAGUGAUGAUCACCUCCAGAUGUUUUAUGAAACCUGGAGGAAAUUUGUCCCCAGUGGCUCGCAGGUCAUACUGUACAGUGAGCUGGCAGACUUCUGUGAUGGUCUCCAGGAUCCUUUGAGGAUUCCCAAACCAAACACCAUAAAACUGACCCACUUAAAUCUGCCUCUGUUUCCUGGAGACCAGAUCAGCUGUUUGGAUGUUCUGCGCACAAUUACUACACAGGUGUUUGGUGAAUCAGGAGGGGUGGACAAAGCCAAACUGGAUGAAAUAUUCAGGAUUAACAGCCAGGUGCCAUGUGAACAGGUGAGCUUCAUCUCAUCAACGCAGUGUGCUGCAGACCUGAUCCAGGAACAUGUGCGGGAUGGAGACACUGAGGGAACGCUCGUCCAGGUUGUAGGCGGAGCCUCACAGUGAUACGAGAUGAGAUCCUCCUUCAUCUUCCUGUCAGUAAACUUGACUCUUCUUCUGUAAAGACUCAGAUCAAAGUAAAAAACAAAUGUAAUGUGUGGUAAUGUUUUUUCCUCAUCUCUUUCAAGACGCCGUCUGUUUUUUUAUUAAAUCAGUGUGUAACAACAAUGUAUUUUUCUCUGGUCCCCUCCCCAAUCAGACCAGCAGUGACAUAUUUAGACACAUGUUCUCCUUAAAUUGCUGGCUGUCUGCGUGGUGUCCAAAAAAUGAUGUGGGCUUCAGAUAAGCUGUCCUUCUGCCUCAUGUCUCUAAUACUGUCGGCUCUGGGUGAAGCUUUUUCAGACAACUGUUGUUGUGACGCGGAUCAAUAUAAAUAAAGCUGAACUGAA